Messenger RNA from Coprinopsis cinerea okayama7#130, 843 nucleotides. RefSeq lists its product as hypothetical. The record is from RefSeq and is a predicted model, not a curated record. Bases 1 to 843 code for a protein of 280 amino acids. Lineage: Eukaryota; Fungi; Basidiomycota; Agaricomycetes; Agaricales; Psathyrellaceae. The transcript has 4 exons.
AUGGAAGUUUCACCAGACGCGGCGAGUAUAUCUGAAGCAAGAAACCGAUUUAUGAGGAAGACUGUGAGGAAGCCUCACCUUGAUCGUGCAAACUCAGCGAACAGCGCGAAACGAGCUCUGAUUGGUCCAUUGGCUGCAAAAGCCCGCGCGGUCGGUGAUGCCACCUUGGACCUUGCACUCAUGAAAUCCAUCCCAUUAUUUCUUGCUGCGCUCUCAGCCUUGGCUCAGGCAUCACAAAUUCAGUUGCACCACCGAGUACUGCACCCAGAAGCAACGGAAGCCGCCUGGACUGAGCAUGGAUCGCUGACAUACACCGACGGCCAUCCCCAACUCCAAUCGCAGCAGGCCUCUACAUUCUCCAAACUCUUGGAGCCGGUCAAAGACCUGGACAACGCUCUAUACCAAGUAGCUCUGCAGCGUGAUGGAUCCCAGGUAGAGUCCGAAUGGGCUGUAUCGUCUGUCAAGUUGUGUCAUCUCGCAGCUGCGACAUCCCAAAUUCUACACCUCCAUGUUUCCAGUGACGGCAAACCUUACGCGCUCGACUAUUUCGUCUCACCUAUACCCCACGACGGCGCUUGCCCAACCCCGUUACCCAUUCCGUCAUCGUUCGCGACCGUGUCUAGACUGAACACCACCAUUCUGCUUGGAAGGCCCUCUUCACCUCCAUCACCUGAGCUGAGAACACCACCGCCGCUAACGCCAGAGGGCCAGGUCGUACAGCCAGUCCCUGAGAAGACUUUCAUGCAAAAGUACUGGCUCUACAUCACUCUGGGUCUCAUAGCCCUAGUUCUCGUUGGACCGGAGGAACCACCUGCUGAAGGGCAAGCACCUGCGUCUCGCUAA